GUUAAUAUGCGGACUAUCUGGAGUACUCUCCUGCUGCCCUCGCUCCUCGGUGGAGUUCAAGGAGCAGCAGUAAAUGUGCCUCGCAGUGAAUAUUCAUCGAAGAUAGAAGUUAUUCGCAAUCCUAACUACCCUCUCGAUGUCGUCGAUAAGCUGGAAGAGGCUACCAUGCCCAAGGUUGAAGCAUGGUUAGCUAAGAAGAUCGCUACGGAGACGAACAACAACUGUACUCUAGAAAACGCGGUCGUACGGAGGGAAUGGAGCGACCUUCCCGAGGAAUCAAGACAGGAAUAUGUCGCCGCCGUUAAGUGCUUGAUGAAGUUACCUCCUACAGUGGACAAGGAGAGGUUCCCUGGAGCCUUAAGUCGAUACGAUGAUUUCGUCGCAUAUCAUAUGACACACGCCAUGCAGCUUCACGACAACCUGCACCUGUUUGGCGCACACAAGUACUAUGUCUGGCUCUUCGAGAAAGCGCUUCGCGAGGAAUGUAACUAUACCGGUUACCAGCCUUACAUGAACUAUGACCGCUACUCGGAAGAUCCGCUCAACUCCCCCCUGCUCAAUGGUAACGCAUCCAGUCUAGGAGGCAAUGGCGUCCUAGAGCCUACGUACAAGGGCAUUUCGCAGCCCGGUCGUACUCCCAACAUUAUCAAGUCGGGAGGUGGCGGAGGCUGUGUCACUGAAGGGCCUUUCUCGGACAUGGUCGUCAGCCUUGGCCCUACCUCAAUGAAAACGGCCACUGGUGUUGCGAAGAACCCAAGAGCCGACGGCACCGGCUCGAACCCGCGCUGCCUACGCCGCGACGUAAACCGCAAUGCGGCCAUGGGAGCUAAAGCCGACCGCGCUUUCCAUCUGAUCAACGAGAACAAGGAAAUGGAUGGCUUCUACAACGAGCUUCUGGGAACCCCACCACCGAAGAACGACCCCUAUCCCUGGGGUAUUCACACGGCUGGCCAUUACAUCGCUGCUGUGGACCCAGGCGGUGAUCCCUUCACCUCGCCCGGCGACCCGCUCUUCUACUUCCACCACACCGCACUCGACCGUCUAUGGUGGAUCUGGCAGAUGCAGGACCCGGAGAAUCGCCUCAACGCUAUCCCGUCUGGCAACAUGUCCAUGCCGAUGCGCAAGAACCGACGAGCGGACGACCCUAUGGACCCCAUGGAGACUAUAGUUGAUAUGGAGUGGCUUGGGCCCCCGAUUAAGCUCGGAGAGACGCAUGACCAACUCGGCGGGUAUGGUGGUGCUUUCUGCUAUGUCUAUGUUUAGUUCUAGCGGCAGUAUAAGCGGAUAUGAUGUAUAUCUAGGGGCGAAUUGACGUUUUGAUUGUGUGAAUAGUUGCAAAUAGGUACCUAUCGUUAGCAUGGAACCGAUAUGGAUGUGUUGAAAUCUGUUGCAUUAUAUGAUGAUAACCAUAAUGCUGUGGAUGAACCGUUGCUCUGUUAAUUACGCCAUUGGCUUAUUUCCCCCUUAUCAUAUUUCAUAUAUAGGCGCGAACGUGGUAGCAUACUGGGCUUUUCUAUUUCGACUAUGUAUUCGCGCCACACAGCCGUCUACUACUCGCCUAGUUUCUCCUUUCAAUUCUGACAUGUUGCACUA
Messenger RNA from Daldinia decipiens, 1593 nucleotides. RefSeq names its product Di-copper centre-containing protein. The transcript has 6 exons. Gene Ontology annotation, molecular function: oxidoreductase activity. NCBI's taxonomy places the organism in Eukaryota, Fungi, Ascomycota, Sordariomycetes, Xylariales, Hypoxylaceae. The record is from RefSeq and is a predicted model, not a curated record. Bases 7 to 1263 code for a protein of 418 amino acids.